AUGAUAAAGAGCAAUCUGCUGGUCGGCUUGCUGCUGUUGCUAGGCAGCAGCUGGAGUGCUGCUGAAUCUGGCAGCACCACUGUCAACCGCUUCAAUCUACGACGCAAUCAUGGCAAGGUUACUCAUACACCGGCAGCACAUGUAGUACUACCACACAAUCAUCGUCAUGCUGAACAACAACAACAAGACCAAGCCAACGCUGAUCGCUCGGAGCGUCGCAAUGAGAUUCGUCACGCCAAACGUCGUCAAUUGACGGCCGCACGAGCCGCCAAGAAAGCCGCCAAACAAGCCAAGAAGCGCCAGCUGCAAUUGACACUGCAAGCCCCGUCGCAAACAGCCCUGGCGGUCACUCGUGCCAAUACAUGGUUGGCGCAACAUCCCGACACGAUCAAUGGGACCAUGAACGAAGUCCGUGCGCAGAUUCUGACGGCCAUGGUGGCAUUCUACUACGAGACGGGUGGCGGUGAUGACGAAUGGACGACCAGUACCAAUUGGUUGAGUUACACCGUCAACGAAUGUCAGUGGUACAAUCAAGCCGGAGAAGAUUCCUGUAAUGCGGCGCAAUUGUUGGAAGAAUUGGAGUUGGAAAGUAACGGAUUGACGGGAAAGCUCUUGCCCGAAGUGGGCGAUAUGGUGACACUCAAAAAGUUGGAUCUGGAAGACAAUGACAUUGGCGGAUCCAUUCCCAAAGAGAUUGGGGGACUGCCGCUAUUGGAAGAAUUGACGUUGGAAGAGAAUGAACUCACGGGAACCCUUCCUUCGGACAUUGGCAUGCUCUCCAUGUUGGUGGAACUGUACCUGGAUGAGAAUAUGUUGAACGGAACCAUUCCCACAGAGUUUGGGAAUCUCUUGGCAUUGGAAGAACUCGAUUUGGCGGAAAACGAACUCGUGGGAGUCAUUCCCGAGUCCUUUGUCAAUCUCACACGGCUCACAUACUUGGAUCUGUACUCCAACGAAGGAUUGGGAGGAACCGUCCCCGUUGGCAUUUACACCUUGCCCUUUUUGACCGACCUCGAUUUGGAAUUCUGUAGUUUUACCGGGACACUUCCCUCGGAAAUUGGAGCAUCCACGUCUCUGCUGGUCUUGGAUCUACAAGACAACCUCUUGAACGGAACCAUUCCCGCCGCCAUUGGGAAUGCCGUUCAGUUGGAGGAAUUCAUUGUCAAGAACAAUGCAUUGACGGGAAGGAUCCCGUCCGAAUUGCUUCUCUUGACCAACUUGAAGAACUUUGAAUUGGCCGAGAACUUGCUCCAGGGAUCGCUGCCCUUUCGACUCUGGGGAGACAUCCUCGACUUUGUUGAAAUCGAGUUGCUCAACCUCACGGCCAACGCCACCCUGGAGCUGAUUGACGACAUUCUCACCAACUUGACCAGUCUCGAAGAAGUUGAUUUCAGCGAGAAUCGACUGUCGGAUCUCGUGCCGGACGAAUGGAUCUUCAUGACCAGCUUGCGCCUCUUGGAUUUGUCUGACAAUCAGUUCUUUGGGCCUUUGCCGUUUGACGCGGCGUUGAUGGAGAACCUCACAACGAUUGGAGGUGUCGAUCUGGCACCCAAUCUCACCAGCCUCAAUCUGGGACAGAACCUGUUCACGGGAACCAUCCCCGAUGAACUCUUGGCGUUUACAUCACUCGAGAUCCUCAACAUGGAACAGAAUCGACUCAUUGGGUCCAUUCCACCCAACCUUUGGAUCACUGCCAACCUCACAUCGGUCAAUCUCGGUAACAAUGGCCUAACCGGAACCCUGCCCUUUCAAUUGGAACUUGCCAAGAAGCUCGAAGAGGUCCGGUUGGGAUUCAACCAAAUGGGUGGACCUAUCCCCAAUGGCAUUGGACUCAUGACGAGCUUGCAGAUUCUCGACCUACAGAGCAACGCAUUUGCUCAAUUGUUCACAUCGCCACUGGCAUCGUUGCCCAGUCUCAAGGAACUCUACUUGACCAACAACUCGUUCAUCAGUCAAAUCCCCGUUCAAGUCUGGAGCAAUAACUUGACCAUUCUCGAGUUGGGCGACAAUGACUUUACCGGAACACUCCCCAGUCAAAUGGGUAUGGCCACAUCGAUGCUCCAGUUGAAUAUCAGUGCCAACGACUUGCGCGGCACCAUCCCCGAUGGUAUUAGUGGCAUGACUAGUUUGACAUCGUUGGACCUCAGUGGCAACCGAUUGCUUGGAAGCAUCAUUCCGGCCAUGACCCGAUUGCAAGACCUCGAAGUAUUGAAUCUGGCCGACACAAUGAUGACGGGAAACAUUCCCGCCCUCCUUGCCCAAGUGUCCGGUCUGAGGGUCCUCAAUGUGAGCAACACUCAAAUGAGCGGAAUCAUUCCGGAUUCCAUUUGUGCCAUUGAGGAGCUCAUCUUUACGUGUGGUCCCGAUAGUGGGCUGUGUGGUUGUGGCAUUUGUAUCUGCGUCAGUGGACGUGAGGAUAACCAACCCAGUCCUCCCGUCACACUCCUGCCGACCACGCUACGACCCACCGCGCAGCCAACACGAACCCCCACCAAAAUGCCCACGAACCAACCGACUCGAACGCCCACAAGAAACCCGACCGCAAGACCAACUAGGAGGCCGACACGACGACCCACGAGGAAUCCUACCCGACGACCAACGAGAAGGCCUACAAGAUUCCCAACUAGAAGGCCGACUCGAACGCCCACAAGAAACCCGACCCGAACACCAACGAGGACUCCAACUCGAAACCCGACGAAAAUGCCCACACCUGUGCCUUCGUCUUCACCAUCAAGGUCCCCUUCGAAUUCACCAUCAAGGUCGCCAUCGGUGUCGCCUUCGAAUUCGCCAUCAACGUCUCCUUCGAAUUCGCCGUCGACGUCCCCGUCGAAUUCACCAACUCUUUCCAACGCCCCCAGUAUUAGUCAGAAGCCAAGCGUCAGUAGUCGACCCAGUGUUAGUUCCGCACCUAGUGGACAGCCAUCCAUCAGUCACAUGCCCUCGGUGAGUAAUGCGCCAAGCCAAAGUUCGAAACCGAGCGUCAACAGCAACAGCCCUAGCGAUGUCCCAAGCUUGAACCCAAGUGGUCCAGAAAGUGCAAGCCCCAGCAACAUCCCAAGCACAGUUCCCAGCUCCAACCCAAGCGGCCCUGAAAGCGCAAGCCCUAGCAAUGUCCCAAGCUUGAACCCAAGCGGUGGAAGCGCAAGCCCUAGCAACGUCCCAAGUGGAAACCCAAGCGGGGGCAGUGAAAGUCCAAGUGUUGUUCCCAGCAAUGUGCCCAGUGGGAAUCCGAGCGGGGGCAGUGAAAGUCCAAGCGUCGUUCCCAGCAAUGUGCCCAGUUUGGUUCCAAGUGGUAUUCCUAGUGUUGUUCCCAGCAAUGCGCCCAGUCCUGUUGCCAAUAAUGCUGCUGCUGUACAAGAUACGCCCAAUCCCACUCCCCAACCUACGUUUAACCCUACAGAUGGGGAAACUGACGAGCCAACAGCAGAACCUACGUUUUAA
This is a messenger RNA of Seminavis robusta, 3441 nucleotides long. The record is from the annotation of a GenBank genome assembly. Lineage: Eukaryota; Bacillariophyta; Bacillariophyceae; Naviculales; Naviculaceae.